AAGUUCAGCGCUCGUUCAGUGCCUGGAGGGGAGCUGCCGGACUCGGGGCAGUUUCCUAGCUCUUUCCCGCUCAAGCCACCGUGCAAGAUGAGCGCAGCCGUGGAGGAAGCUGUCUUGCCGUCUAUCUCCACCUUUGCCGGAUUGGUGCCGCUGGAAGACCGGCAGCCCGACAUGGUACAGCAGCAGCAGCAGAGGAUCCCCACCCACGUGGAGGGCGCCGCGACCAUCAAGAGGGAAGCGGACGAGCUAGGGAACUUCGUCGACCUGGAGUUCAUCCUGGCGCACACCACGAACGGGCAGCCCACGGGGGUGGCGGCGCCCCCGCACCCCAACCCCAACUACCCGUUGCCCGAGACUCCCGAGAGCUGCGGCACCACCUACGACAGCGACAGCUCCAACUACCAGCAGCCCUCCAACAAGUUCGCCGCGUCCUACAUGCCCAGCCCGGGCCACAGCUACAUGGCCGAGCUCUUCACGCAGGACAUGCAACAGCACCCGGCAGCAGGGCCGGGCCCUUGCGAGCUGCAGCGGCGGGAAUACACGGAGCUGCGCGCCCCUGGCUUGGCCCACGCUCCCCCAGGCUUAGCUCGGGGCCUCUCCAUGGAGCACCUGCGCGUCAAGCAGGAGCCGAUGGACGGGCAGCCGUGCAUGAUGAGCGGCAGCCCCGAUUGCCUGGGGCCCGCUCCUCUGGACCACAAGCCCCUCCUGAUGCAGGCCAUGAUGCAGCAGCAGCAGCAGCCCCUCCCGCAGCACGCGCCCUCCGGCUUCCCCAGCGAGCAGAUGAGCCCCGCGGCCCAGUGCCAGGUGGCUGGCGACAUGCACGCGCAGAUGGGAGCCCCCCAGCAUUACCCCCGGGGGGCCCACCUCUUCCCGCCCAACUUCGCCGGGCAGAUGCAGCCCCAGUUCCGUGGACACUUCAGCGUCUUCCGGGAGUCCUUGAACGCGCACGCCCAGGGCCUGCACGGGCUGCUGGUAACGCCGCCCAACUCGCCCGUCUUGGAUUACUACGCCCCGAUGGGGCCCCCGGAGGAGUGCAAGCCGAAGAGGGGCCGCAGGUCCUGGGCGCGCAAGCGCACGGCCACCCACAACUGCGAGUUCGCCGGCUGCGGCAAGACCUACACGAAGAGCUCACACCUCAAGGCGCACAUGCGGACCCACACGGGUGAGAAGCCUUAUCACUGUAACUGGGAAGGCUGCGGCUGGAAAUUUGCACGGUCAGAUGAACUAACACGCCAUUACCGCAAACACACUGGUGUCCGGCCCUUCCAGUGCCACCUCUGUGACCGUGCCUUCUCCCGAUCAGAUCACCUGGCCCUGCACAUGAAGAGGCAUGUGUGAAGCAUGGCCUGCUCCCUGGGGCACCUGGGUGGGAUGUGGUAGGGAUGAAGAAGAGGGGGGUGGGACAGGGACGCAAAGAGACUCUGAACUCUAUUUAUGAAGGGAUGGAAUAUUUUCUUAUUGGAAGAGGUAAAUUAUGUAUAUAUUAGUAAAACAUUUUAAUAUUUAAAGAGGAAACCCAGUUGGUUCUUCCAUGGCAAUAUGGAAAACGUUUGUGUAUUUAAGAGUGAAUAGUUACACAGAUCUAACUGCAGCAGAGUAUAUGAAAAAUUGCACUGGAAAUAUUUGUGUGUGGGCACUAUAAUUGUGGCAGCAUAUCUCUGCUAUUCCCAUUCCAAAUCUUCAGUGUGCACACAGCCAUAGUUCAAAGACUAUGUCAAUUGCCUCAAGCGAGUUUAACUUUUUAAUGUUUUGCUCUGUACAAUGGUCUUUAUUUUUUAUCUUGUAAUGUAAAAUGCUUGCUCUUGUCGAACUACCUUUUUAUAGUAAGUAUCCUUGAGGAAAAGAGGGACAAAUUUAAACUUGCUGGCUCCUUUUGUUCAAAGGGAUGGUGCCAAAAGGGACAGAUUCAAAUAGCUUGGCUUGAGCUAAGUUACCCCAGUGAAUUCAAACAUCUGCAUCUCAUACCAAAUUUUUUAAAUAAAAGAUAGAUUUGGGGGGGGUUACCUCUCCCCCCCCUGUAUAUAAUGACCAGGGAAGGGACUAGGGGGAAGUCAGUGCAAGACAAUCCUGUUGAUACUUAACUCAGAAGCAAGUCCCAUUUGAGUUUAAUGGGACUAACAGCACAAUCCAUACAUUCAAAAAAAAGCACCAUUGAGUUUAGCAAGUGUUCUAAGGUGGCCAAGCUGAAAAUUAGGACAAGACUCCGGCAUCUUUAAUUAGUUGUAUAGUUGUAAGUUGUCACGCAGGCUUACAUCUUCUACACAACUUUUAUUAAGCGGAGGAAUCCUGUCUUUUUUUUCAGCCAUUAACCCCAAAGUAUACCUAGAGUUGCAAUGUUAAUUCCCCCUUCCCCUUGUCCUGCUCAGGGAUGCUGCUAAAGCAUUGCCAAAAUUGCCUUAACAUUCAAAUACACUUUUUUCCUGCAAAAUUGAGAUAUCGCAUAUUUAUAGGCAAAACCUUGAAAAAGUUGCCGUAUAAAAGUAUAAAUGUGUACUACUUUGGUGCUGUCAACCAGCUAAAAUUCUUGUGGAUGCGAUCUUUGCUUUCAAGGGAACAAGUCACACUGAAAGCAGUGGGAGACACUUUUAAAUAAGUUUAUAUAGAAUUGUGCUUUGGCUGGCUAACUGUACAAUCCUAUAUGUUUACUGAAAAUUAAAUCCCACUUUUUUUUCAGCAGGGCUUACUCGCAGAUAAGUGUGCAUAGUACUGCAACCAAACUGUCUUAGCUUUUAACUGACAAGAAGAUGUCCAUACAUCUGCUUAGUUGCAAUACCUCUAGGUGCUUUGUGAGAAUGUAACAUGAUUUUCAACCUCUUGUCUUCGUAAAUGGGAAAGAAAGCCAUCUUUGCUUGCUUCUUAAACAAAUGUGUAAGGCAAGGAAUGCUCCAAGACUCUUGUAGAUUUAUGUGCUAGCGACAUUUUUGUAAAAGUACAACUGAAAACUAUGGUUCUGUUCUUGCAAUCAUUUGUCCUGAACUGCCCAUUUCUUUGCUCAAAGCAAAGAUGGUGUUUGGAUCAUGAAAGCAAUCUGUUCUACAAGGCUAAUGAUUUGGUUGAUUAACUGAUAACCUUUUAAAAUCUGUUUUGGUGUCUCCUUCCAAAGGAUGAUCAUGAAGCCAGGUACUGCUGCAGCUGCAAUCCCUCUCCUACAACUGCCAUGGCAGCUUUUUUACUUUUCAUUUUUUUGUAAAGGGCAUUUUUGUCCAUUUCUGCUAUACUUGAAACUUUCUUUCCGAAGAGAAAAGGACCCUCUCAAUAUGUAGCUCCUGCAAACAAGUUGUAAUUCUUUUUAAAAAUGCUGUAAAUGUAUUGUUGUUUUUUGUUGUUGUUUUUUAUAGGCUGGGUAAAUGACCUCAGCCCUGGUAUGUGCACUGCACCUGUCUGUAUUAUAUUGUUAAUAUUGUGUGUGUGUUUGGCUUGGGCCCAUCGAGCAAUCUACCGUGCAAAAUGUUAGUUUUCUCUAUAUGCAUACCUUUUAAAGAUUGUUGAUCUGAUGCAGACAAAUAAUAAAAAAUCUGAACUAAA
Molecule: messenger RNA, 3525 nt
Organism: Podarcis muralis (Common wall lizard)
Lineage: Eukaryota; Metazoa; Chordata; Lepidosauria; Squamata; Lacertidae
Gene: KLF17
Product: KLF transcription factor 17
Biological process (GO): regulation of transcription by RNA polymerase II
Molecular function (GO): RNA polymerase II cis-regulatory region sequence-specific DNA binding; DNA-binding transcription factor activity, RNA polymerase II-specific
Source: RefSeq, a predicted model, not a curated record